UCGGGCGUCGCUCUUCCCGUUUAGUCGAGUCCACUCGACAACAGCCGAGUUGUCUUUGAGCGGAACUCCUUGCAGGAUGGCUUCAAACAUCUCCAACUUUGUCACCAAGACCCUGUGCGACCACCAGGGGAGUUUGGACUUCAAGCGGCUGGAGGAGGAGAUCGGAAAGUAUGUCACUGUCUCGGACGCGGUCCUGCGGCGCGUCCUGUUCGACGACGCUAAGGUAGCCAUCCAGGGAGGCCGGCAGGAGGCCGCCGGGGGAGCACUGCUCAGCCCGGACAGUCUGCUGGUGGCGAAGACCAGCCUGCGGGUCUGCCAGAAGAAACCCGGAGAGUGUGCGCAGUGCGACGGGUUACACCUGUGCAGGCAUUACGUGUGCGGAGUCUGCACUUUCGGAUCCAAGUGUAAAAAGACCCAUAGUCUUUCUCAUCCACACAACGCAGGGAUUUUAAAACAACAUGGGCUUCACGAUUUGACCGAGAAACAGCUGUUCCAGCUGCUACUGCAGAAUGAUCCUUCUCUGCUUCCUGAGGUCUGCCAACAUUACAACAAGGGAAAUGGUCAGCACGGCUCCUGCAAGUUCCCCGACUCGUGCACCAAGCUUCACGUCUGCCAUCACCAUUUCCAUGGUGACUGCAAGUUUGGCCCGUCAUGUAAGAGAUCCCACAGUGUUGACGCGCAAGAAGAAAAGGUUCUCCGAGGAAUCAGUCAGGAGAACAUUAAAAACCUUCUUGAGAUCUACAGAAAUAAAUUCAUCAUCCUGGGUCAACAUGAGAGACCAGCUGUUCCCGGUAAAGUGCUGCCAGAGGUGAGAUCCCCGACUCAGCAGCUUUGCCCAAAAACACCUGGAUCUGCAACUGGUCCCCCUUUCCCAGCUAAACCCAUAAGCGACGCUGACCGGAAUGAAAUCUGCCUCUUCUUCAUUCGCAGACACUGCAGCUUCAACGAUAGGUGUGCCCGUGUCCAUUGGCACCUGCCUUUCAGAUGGCAGGUGUUGGACGGUGAUGGUGUGACCUGGAAAGACCUUCCCAAGAUGGAAGACAUUGAGAAAGCCUACUGCGAGCCGGGGAAUGACACAAGCUCCACUGAUCCGCUAUCGGCCACCAUGGCGGUGCUCAGAGACUUGUCUUUUCGAAGGUGCAGUUCUGAAUCCCCCCCCUGCGUUGACUUCAUGACAAUGACACAUGGAGGGUCUCCGGUGCGUCGCCUGUCCACUGUCUCCUCGAUCUCGAAGCCCCCUCACUUCAUUCUUACGACACAGUGGCUAUGGUACUGGAAGGAUGACAGCGGGAUAUGGCUGGAGUUUGGACAGAGUGAUGACGGCGUACCAGCCUCUGUCACUUCCCAAACUCUGGAGAACGUGUACCUGGCCGACAGAGACACAGAGAUUCCUUUUGCCGCUGGCAAGCAGCAGUACGUCCUCGACCUAAAGGGUGCAGCGGGAACACAGCAGAUGUUUCAGAUGAAUGUAAAAUACAAGACCAAGCGAGAGGUCAGAAGGAGGCCCCGCUUCGUGUCUUCUCAGGAUGUGGAGGUGAAGCUGAGCAGUGCAUCGACACACGGGGCCAGUUCCUCCACAGCGGAAAGUUUCCCAUCCCACUGGGACACAACUGCUCUACCGGAUUUUGGAUACAAGCUCGUACCUCUCCCUACAUCGGCGAUUGAGUACAAAAGGAUUGAGAAGCUGUUUAAGCUCACCAUGCCCAAGAGUAGACUGAACAGCAUCCAGAGGGUCCAGAACCCCUCUCUGUGGAAAGUCUUCCAGUGGCAGAAAGAGCAGAUGAAGGAGAGGAACGGAGCGACGUCUGGGAAUGAGGACUACUUGUUCCACGGGACAGACGAGUCCCUGAUUGAGGCCAUCUGUGAGCAGAACUUUGACUGGAGGAUGUGUGGAGUCCAUGGCACGUUAUAUGGCAAAGGGAGUUACUUUGCCAGAGACGCUUCCUACUCGGACAGAUACGCCGCGUCCAAAUCCCUGAACAAGAUCAUGUUUGUGGCUCUGGUCCUGGUGGGGGAGUUCACCGAGGGGAUCAGCAGCGAUGUCCGGCCCCCCCCAAAAGGAAACGGCAAAACCCUCUACGACAGUUGUGUGGACAGCGAGAGCAACCCCAGCAUCUAUGUUGUCUUUGAGAAACUACAGAUCUAUCCAGAGUAUCUCAUCGACUACUCAUGAGUUACAAUGCUGAUUGUCAAACUUAUUAUGGGAUGCACUUCACUUUGACUGGGAUUAGUGGGUUUUGUUUCUUUAGUUCAAGGACAAGUAGUCAUUUUAUUGACUGAUAAUGUUAUGUUAUUCUCUGAAGACUAGACGUGUAGAGGGGGUUACUUUGUGUGAUUGUUAGUGUCUUGAUGAAUUUGUGAAAUUAUGCUUUUCCUUGACCAAACCUUUGCUGCAGGUCAUUAAUGAAGUAAAUAAUAGUUAAUGAGGGGCACAUAUAAUCUGGUGUUCAGAUUUGGAAUGAACUGGUUGUAAUAUGUAUAUUACAGUGUAUUACACUACUUGUUGAAUAUUAGCUGAGCAAAAUCACAGAUUAAAUUUUUCCAUCUGCCCACUGAGGAAACUGCAGAGGACCCAAAUAAAAACAAUAAUAUCAAUAUGUAUAGUCCGAAUGAAUUACUGUUGGGUCUCAAGAGCAGGACUGGAAAACAAAUAAAAAAUAUCAUAUUUGGUAACAAUAGCUAAGUAUUUCCUCCUAGCAUAUAACACUAUAGGGACAUUGAGUAAAUGUAAGUUUCUGUUCAAAUUAUACUGUAUGUUUGUUAAAAUGCUAUAAAUAAAGUAGAGAAGAAAAACAUCAA
This is a messenger RNA of Pseudoliparis swirei, 2799 nucleotides long. RefSeq names its product protein mono-ADP-ribosyltransferase PARP12-like. The transcript has 11 exons. Gene Ontology annotation, molecular function: NAD+ poly-ADP-ribosyltransferase activity; metal ion binding. Bases 77 to 2173 code for a protein of 698 amino acids. The record is from RefSeq and is a predicted model, not a curated record. NCBI's taxonomy places the organism in Eukaryota, Metazoa, Chordata, Actinopteri, Perciformes, Liparidae.